This is a messenger RNA of Toxorhynchites rutilus septentrionalis, 675 nucleotides long. RefSeq lists its product as uncharacterized. Gene Ontology annotation, molecular function: aspartic-type endopeptidase activity. The transcript is spliced from 4 exons. Lineage: Eukaryota; Metazoa; Arthropoda; Insecta; Diptera; Culicidae. The record is from RefSeq and is a predicted model, not a curated record. Gene Ontology annotation, biological process: proteolysis. Bases 1 to 675 code for a protein of 224 amino acids.
AUGGGAGGAACAGCAUCCCAGGCUCUAGGAGAACAUCGACUUAAACGACGAGGCAUUCGCAACUCGUUCGGAACACAUCAUACCAUUCCGGAGGUGCCACAAACCCUGCUCCAAUGGUCAGCAGCAACAACCUGUCGAAUGAAAAUCACAGACUCCACCACCUGUAUGCAAUUCUUCAUCGACACUGGUGCCGACGUGUCCGUAGUACCGAGAGGAUUGAGUGCUGACAACAUUAAACCAACAACCGUGAAAUUGUUCGCCGCGAAUGGAACGCCAACUGAAGUGUACGGAGAGGUGUUACUUAAGGUGAAUCUCGGUCUCCAUCGCGAGUUUUUGUGUCUUGAGUCAGCCGGAUCCCUAACCGUUAAUAAUCAAGUCACGAUCAAGCUUUUCAAUAUGAUGUCACCGUACGCUGAAAUACUGGCAGAAUUCCCCAGCAUCACCCGGCUUGCGCCUCCAGGUUCAGUCAGCAAAUCGUCGAUCGAAACAACUAGUCAACCUGUGUAUGCCACGCCCCACCGUGUUGCGCCGGACAAACUCGAAGCAGCCUGCGCAGAAUUUGAGCACCUUAUGAAACUUGGAAUCUGCCAGCCGUCCAGCAGUAACUGGGCAAGCCCGCUCCAUAUGGUAAAAAAGGCAGUUCCUGGCGUCCAUGUGGAGACUAUCGUGCUUUGA